UUCAUUACAUGUUAGUCACCAAAUUAAAUUUCCGUUUCCUCUGCAUUUCUUCUUCUUCUUCGGGUUACUGAAAAAAUCUGACCUUUCAGUUAUGGCUGUAUUGUUGAACACUCAAUUCUCCUCUUUUUUCUCUCCUCUCCGAUCUACUAAACUCUCUCCCCGCUCCAUCUCCACGGCUUCUUCAGCGUCCAUCUCCACACCGAACAGUGAAACAUCUCCCUCCAGCAAUGCAAUUAAAACCGAAGCUAUCUCCGUGAAACCUCUUUACAUCCCCACACCACCCAAUCGUGACCUCAGGACUCCUCACAGCGGGUACCAUUUCGAUGGAACAGCGAGGAAGUUCUUUGAGGGAUGGUAUUUUAGAGUUUCGAUUCCAGAGAAGAAGGAGAGUUUUUGCUUCAUGUAUUCUGUGGAGAAUCCUGCUUUUCGGAAGAGACUCUCACCGUUGGAAGUUGGUUUGUAUGGACCAAGGUUCACUGGUGUGGGAGCUCAGAUUCUUGGAGCUAAGGAUAAGUAUAUAUGCCAAUAUACAGAGGAGUCUCACAACUUCUGGGGAGAUAGGCAUGAGCUAGUUUUAGGGAAUACAUUCAAUGCCAUGCCAGGCGCAAGAUCUCCAGAGAAGGAGGUUCCACCAGAGGAGUUUAACAGAAGAGUGUCUGAAGGGUUCCAAGCUACCCCAUUUUGGCAUCAAGGUCACAUUUGUGAUGAUGGCAGAACUGAUUAUGCUGAAACUGUGAAAUCCGCUCGGUGGGAGUAUAGUACCCGUCCUGUUUACGGCUGGGGUGAUGUUGGAGCCAAACAGAAGUCUACUGCAGGCUGGCCAGCAGCUUUUCCUGUGUUUGAGCCUCAUUGGCAGAUAUGCAUGGCAGGAGGCCUUUCAACAGGGUGGAUAGAAUGGGGUGGUGAAAGGUUUGAAUUUAGGGAUGCACCUUCUUAUUCAGAGAAGAAUUGGGGUGGAGGCUUCCCUAGAAAAUGGUUUUGGGUCCAGUGUAAUGUCUUUGAAGGGGCAAAAGGGGAAGUUGCAUUGACAGCUGCUGGAGGGUUGAGGCAGUUACCUGGAUUAACUGAGACAUUUGAAAAUGCUGCAUUGGUUUGUGUGCACUAUGAUGGAAAAUUGUAUGAGUUUGUUCCAUGGAAUGGUGUUGUUAGUUGGGAAAUGUCUCCAUGGGGUUAUUGGUUUAUGACUGCAGAGAAUGAAACCCAUUUGGUGGAACUAGAGGCAAGAACAAACGAGGCAGGUACACCUCUGCGAGCUCCAACCUCAGAAGCAGGUUUAGCUACAGCUUGCAGAGAUAGUUGUUACGGUGAGUUGAAGUUGCAGAUAUGGGAACGGCGAUAUGAUGGAAGUAAAGGCAAGGUAAUAAUGGAGGCAAAGAGCUCUAUGGCAGCAGUUGAGAUAGGAGGAGGACCGUGGUUUGGGACAUGGAAAGGAGAUACUAGCAACACACCUGAGCUACUCAAACGGUUUCUUCAAGUCCCAUUGGAUCUUGAAUCCGUCUUUGGUUUGGUCCCUUUCUUCAAGCCACCGGGUCUGUGAGCUAUUUCUUUGUUGAUAGAAAGCCAAGUGAAUCAAUACAUUUGUUGUUGCUAGCUUCACUAAUACAGUAUGUAUAUGUAUGGUUUAGUUUCUUGGGUCCUUUUGGUCAGUGUAAAAUCUACUUAAAAUGCCUAGUUCUUUAAAUUUAAACCGGGAAUUGGAUUGGUAGUUGGGUAUAUAAACCCAAAAAUAACAGGUUCAACC
Molecule: messenger RNA, 1741 nt
Organism: Eruca vesicaria subsp. sativa (arugula)
Lineage: Eukaryota; Viridiplantae; Streptophyta; Magnoliopsida; Brassicales; Brassicaceae
Source: the annotation of a GenBank genome assembly